Messenger RNA from Lachnellula hyalina, 2586 nucleotides. RefSeq names its product Methyltransferase-like protein (gene Mettl25). The record is from RefSeq and is a predicted model, not a curated record. The transcript has 2 exons. Lineage: Eukaryota; Fungi; Ascomycota; Leotiomycetes; Helotiales; Lachnaceae. The coding region runs from base 1 to 2586 and encodes 861 amino acids.
AUGCCUCCUAUAAAAGUAAUCCCUUUCGCGGAUGACUUCGCGAGCGCGGAUGAGUACGUUGACUCACUCUUGCGCUUUUCAGCAGCGUCGACCAUUUUCCAGACUUUAUGCGGCGGAGUUCACAUUCUCGAUUUCUUUACCCGCGAACCAAGCCUAUAUCAUAAAGUCAUCCCGGAAGAAUGGCGCUCGUGGCUCUUGGCGCAGGGGUCGAUGGAUUUGCUGAAUCUGCUUAUGCGGGAUGACUUGGAGCAGCCGAGAACAGAUGAGCCCCCCGAGAGUCUCAUCAUGUAUAUUAGGGAGAUCAGAAAACAUUCUUUGCAGAGGACUGUUGCUAGCCAUGAUCAAAGCGAGCCGAAACUUCCUAGACAUGUUGCGGUAGGUAUGAUACCCAAAAAAGUCCACGAGGUCGCCAAUUUCGCGGACUAUGUCGUUCGGGUUGCGGAUGAUGUUUCUACGAAAUCUGGAAAGGAAAUCACACAUUUUGUUGAUUUUGGAAGUGGCCAAAAUUAUCUCGGGCGAACGUUGGCUAGUCCGCCGUAUAAUAAACAUAUUGUCGCGGUUGAGAGUAAGGAGCUCAAUAUUAAUGGCGCCAAAAGAAAGGAUGUUUUCGCUGGUGUAGGUGAAAGAGAGAAAGUUAUGCGGAAUAAAAAGGUCUACCGAAAGAUGCAGGAUAGCAAGACUCCAGUUGAAGAGAUGGACGACAAGGCUCGAAGAAGAGCUGCAAAAUCACAAAGUCUUCCAGCCCCUACAUCUAUAGAUUUGAGGCCGAUCAAGGAUCUGGCAACAAUAUAUACUCCCGCGGAGGGGAAAGGCUAUAUGCAAUAUGUUGAGCAUAUGGUACAAGAUGGCAAUCUCUCAGAUGUAGUGGAACAAAUCGAGAACAUGAAGCUCGCCGUUCCAUCAGGUAAUUUACAGUUCGUCAAUGGCGAGUCCGAGAACCCUGAAUUACCACAAGUUCUUGACGAGAUAUCGAAAGCUGAAGACAUCCGCUUAAUGGCCGUCUCCAUCCACUCCUGUGGCAACCUCUCCCAUCAUGGUAUCCGAUCACUCAUUCUCAACCCCGCAGUCCAUGCCAUUGCAAUCGUAGGGUGUUGCUACAAUCUGCUCUCCUCACGUCUUGGGCCAUCAACCCUCAAGCACCCGCACAUUCGACGCAACUUGAAACCCAUCAACGCACCUCAACUAGACAAAGAUCUAUCUGAUUGCGACCCGCACGGCUUCCCCAUGAGUGAACGCUUAGCAACGUACGGCGAUGAGGGCGUCAGGUUGAACAUCACCGCACGAAUGAUGGGAGUGCAGGCGCCACUAAACUGGACCGCGAAGGAAAGUGAUUCCUUUUUCACACGACAUUUCUACCGCGCUUUACUACAAAAGGUUUUUCUCGAUUACGGCGUUGUGUCGAAGCUACAGGGAGACGAGAGUAGUCCGGAAUGUACACAGCCAGUUAUUAUCGGCUCGCUGAGGAAAGGAUGCUACGCGUCUUUCACAAGCUAUGUACGUGGGGCUCUUGACAAGCUAAAGGCUGAUCCCGAGAGAAGCAUGCCGCUCGGGGACAGGAUGGGGAAUAUUACCGAUGAGGAAAUCGAUGGAUAUGCCCAACGAUACGAUGCGCUGAAGAGGGAAUUGAGCGUGACGUGGUCGCUUAUGGCAUUUAGUGCUGGUGUGGUGGAAAGUCUGAUUGUGGUGGAUCGAUGGUUGUUCUUAAAGGAACAUGGGGAUUUGGUGAGGGAAGCAUGGGUAGAGCCUGUUUUCGAGUACAAGCAAUCGCCGCGGAAUCUGGUAAUUGCCUCCGCAUUUCCAAGUUGUAGGGUCGAGAUUACAGGUUAUUAUUAUGUGGCCCUUCACCGCAUGCACAUCAGAAUCAUCAGAAAGUCUUGGAAAAUAGUGUUGGGUAUCACGGCAGAUGUUCAUAUCAAGCUAGCAUAUGUAUCCAAAACUAUCAAGCCGACAACCAUUCACAAGAACCAACUCAUCAGGAGCGCUCCCAAGCCAGCAACCACACCAGCUACGAUCACCGGGCUCGAACCUACAGCAGAGGCAGCAGAAGCCCUCGUCGAGCUUGAGGCAGCUGCCGAGGAAGUAGAAGUGGAGGGUGUUGAGCCAUUAACUUCUUGUGCUACAACCGAGACCGAAACGCCCGUGGAGUUUGAGCAUUUAUCGGCGCUAAGAGUCUCAGUAUCGUUCUUGAACACAAUGUCUGCGCACUAUCGUCCUGUUAGCCUUAUGGUUCUGAAGAUUGUUAUUGAAAGGGUGAAAUACGUUAUACAGAGCACUGCCCGUUUCACCAACGGCCACCACUUGGAUACUGGCGUUUGUGCCAUCCGCUGGGCUGAUCCCGGCUGGCAGGGUAACUUCUGGCAGGCAAAGAGUGCCGUUUCCCGUCUCGUUGAGGAAGGGAUUGAUGAGGGAGAUGUUGAAGGUCGGGUAGUCGGUUCCCAGGCCCAGAUUGACGAAGAUGUAACUCCAGGGAUGGUGGAGAUCGAGAUUGAGAGAGCCGCCAGUCAGUGGCCAGGUCGUUCUAUUGGUUUUUGCGGUUUGGUUGACGUUGGCACCUACACUAUUAUUAAUAAGAUAUCUUUUUUCUGA